This is a messenger RNA of Leishmania braziliensis MHOM/BR/75/M2904, 966 nucleotides long. RefSeq lists its product as hypothetical. Gene Ontology annotation, cellular component: Golgi apparatus. The record is from RefSeq and is a predicted model, not a curated record. Gene Ontology annotation, molecular function: antiporter activity; nucleotide-sugar transmembrane transporter activity. Bases 1 to 966 code for a protein of 321 amino acids. Lineage: Eukaryota; Euglenozoa; Kinetoplastea; Trypanosomatida; Trypanosomatidae. The transcript has a single exon.
AUGUCAACAGAGCAGACUCGCAUUUUGUUCUACCUGGGGCUGAACGCGUUGAGCAGCAUCGGCAUUGUGUACACGAACAAAGUGAUCUUCGUACGCUACGGCUUCACCUAUGGCACUCUCCUGACAGCAAUUCACUUCCUCAUCACAACCCUUGGGUUGUUCAUCUGCCGCAUGAUGGGUGUCUUUGAGCCCAAGCGCGUCCCUGUCGCCAAGAUCCUUCCUCUUUGCUUGGGAUUCUGCGGUUUUGUGGCCCUGACCAACCUGUCGCUGAUAUACAAUAGCAUUGGUUUCUAUCAGCUCACCAAAGUGCUGACGACGCCCAUGCUGGUUGUCAUUCAGACCCUUUACUAUCAAAAGACAUUUUCCAUGAAGGUGAAGCUCUCCUUGACGGCCAUUUGCAUCGGUGUGAGUCUCGCCACGGUGAGCGAUGCCACGGCCAACGUGGCGGGUACGCUGAUAGGCCUUUCGGCGCUUUUUAUUACGUGCAUGUAUCAAAUAUGGGUGGGAACGAAGCAGAAGGAGUUUCAGUGCGACAGCUUUCAGCUUCUCUAUAAUCAGGCUUCCCUUUCGUGCGCAAUGCUGCUGCCCAUUGCGUACUUCGCCGACGAUCUCGCGCACAAGUACUACGCCCCAUGCUGGCCCACCGUCCUACUCAUCAUUUUCUCAGGAUUCCUGGCAUUUUUGGUGAACAUCUCCAUUUUCCUGGUGAUUGGCAAGACGUCCCCUGUGACGUACAACGUGCUGGGGCACUUCAAGCUGUGUGUCAUUCUCUCUCUCGGGUUUCUGGGGUUUGGCGACCCGAUUAAUGCGCGCAUCUUCCUCGGCAUCAUCAUUACGCUAUUCGGGGUGGUCUGGUACACGCAUCUAAAUAUGCUAGAAGCGGGAAAAAAGGAGGUUGUCAAUCUCCAGGACAAGCACGAGGAGAAGCACUUCAAUGUCGAUGAAAAUGAUGAAAAGGGCGCGUAA